Messenger RNA from Pelagomonas calceolata, 1708 nucleotides. The record is from the annotation of a GenBank genome assembly. Lineage: Eukaryota; Pelagophyceae; Pelagomonadales; Pelagomonadaceae.
CCCAAAACAAAAAAAGAGACGUGUCGCGGAAGCCCGUGAGCACAGCUCUGCAAAUUAUCACUCGGUGCAUCGGUUCUUAGCCGCUCUUGCACGGAGCUGCCACCUGCGCCCAAAAAGCAUUCACAGAGCAAGCUCUCUCCAGCUCAGCCUGCAGCCAUGGCCGAAAUGGCCGCGCGGGACCGCAAGCACCAGGAGCUCGGCGACGCGUUGGUAGAGAGACGGCGCCACGAAGUGACCAUCGUCGGCGCCGGCCUCGUCGGCUCUUUAUUGGCCGUAGUUUUACGCAGUCGAGGGUAUCGCGUCACGGUCUACGAGGGUCGACGAGAUCCACGAGAAGGCACGCAAGAAAACAGCGCCGGGCGGAGCAUCAACCUCGUCGCGACGGCCCGUGGCCUCAAGGCACUGUCUACGCUACCCCCGGACGUGGCCACGCGCCUCAAAGCUUUAGGUACAAAAGUAUAUGGCCGCGUCAUCCAUACUAGUGAAGGCGAAAUCUUAGCGCAGAAGUACGGCAAGAACGACAACGAGUACAACAUAUCGCUCUCCAGAAGUAAGUUAAAUGAUUUCCUGCUCGGCGAGGCGGAAAGAGCCGGCGCUUCGAUCAAGUUCGGCCACCGCUUGGUCAAUGUGAAGCUCCCCGCCGAUUCUGAGUCUCCAACUCAACUGGAGUUCACGAUGGGCGGCGGCGGCACGUGUUUGACGGCGUGUUUCGGGCCCGUCAUUGGGUCCGACGGCGCUGGUUCAGCAUUGCGACGAGCCGUACCGGCCUUCGAAGCUUCUUCGGACAUAUUGGCGGCGGGCUACAAGGAAGUUUUGUUGCCGGCCCAUUGUUCCCAGACCUUGGAUCAGUUCGGUUUACACAUUUGGCCGCGCGGCGACCAUUUCCUGAUGGGUCUGGCCAAUAAAGAUGGCUCGUUUACCGGUACCUUAUAUUUAGCGAACGAGGGUGACCUGAGCUUCUCAUCUUUAAAUAGCGAGGAGAAAUGGCGCCAGUUCCUGAACGAGCACUACGCCGACGCGUUACCAUACAUGGACGGCGUCGACAAAGCGGCAGAACAACUAUACAACAACCCCCUGGGCAUGCUCGGCACGGUGAAAGUAGCACCCUGGCGCGUCGGCAAUCGAAUAGCAGUAAUAGGAGACGCGGCGCACGCGGUCGUGCCGUUCUUCGGGCAAGGCAUGAAUUGUGGUUUUGAAGAUGUCGACUGUUUGGCGCAGGAAUUAUCUACAAGAUGGCCACCUAAGGAUGGAACUCCCCAAAAACUGGAGCAAGCGCUGGAGUCGUACUCACUAAGACGAAAACCAAAUGCAGAUGCCAUCGCACAAAUGGCUUUGGAAAACUACGUGGAGAUGAUGCGGUCGACGGGCGACCCCGUGUUUCGUUCUAGGAAAGCCAUCGAGGCGGCGUUGGAGCGGGAUGGGGAGCUAGGAGCUUCAUUUCGGUCGCGCUAUGCCAUGGUUUGUUAUGGGGGCGGCCGGCAAAAAGGCGCCGUGGGCUACGCGCACGCUUUGCGACUAGGCGAGGCGCAGUGGGGCGUCGUCUGUGAUUUGGCCGAGGGCUUUUCGGGGAGCGAUUCCCAGGAGGCGGACGCGUUCUUAGAUCGCAAGCGAGCAGCUCAACUGCUGGAGGAGCGCGUGUGGCCGUUACAAAAGCAGCUCGGCGUGGACCUCGCGACCGUGGGGAUCGGCUCAGCUUCCUAAAUUCAUA